This is a messenger RNA of Salvia splendens (bonfire salvia), 965 nucleotides long. Its product is annotated as stress-response A/B barrel domain-containing protein UP3. The coding region runs from base 104 to 856 and encodes 250 amino acids. The record is from RefSeq and is a predicted model, not a curated record. NCBI's taxonomy places the organism in Eukaryota, Viridiplantae, Streptophyta, Magnoliopsida, Lamiales, Lamiaceae. The transcript has a single exon.
AUGAUACUUUGGCAAAGUUCGUUGACCUAAAAUGAUGUUCCCUCUAUUAAAAUAAAAAAAAUUGGCCCUAAUCGUGCGAUAGCCACUCGUUUCCACUCCAAAAAUGCUGUGUGUGAAAGCCGCAGUCCGCACCAACGCCCUCGCCUCCGCUCUCCGCUCCCCGCAGCCUCUCCGCCGCUUUCCUUCCUCCGUCAGAAUGUCUUCAUCCGCCCCUAGCCAGAUCAUCGAGCACGUGGUCCUACUGAAAGCGAAGCCCUCCGCCGACCCGUCCGCCGUCGCCGACAUGCUCCGCAGCCUCAACGGCCUCGCAACCCUCGAUUCCGUCCUCCACAUCUCCGCCGGCCCCGUCGCCCGCUGCCGAUCCACCGCCCUCACCUUCACCCACCUCCUCCACUCCCGCUACAGAUCCAAAUCGGAUCUGGCGUCCUACACCGACGACCCCGCGCACGUCAGCGUCGUCGCCGAUUACGUCAAGCCAGUCGUCGACGACGUCAUGGCCGUCGAUUGGGUGGCUGAUGACUUCGCCGGGGCGGUGGCGGUCCCUCCGGGGGAGUCGCUGCGGCUGACGGUGAUGAAGCUGAGGGAGGAGGGGGUCGGGAAGGGUGAGAUUUUGGGGAUUGUGAGGGGGAUGAAGGGGAAAUUCGAUUCGAUUGAGCAGCUGACGGUUGGGGAGAAUUUCUCCCCCGGGAGGAGCAAGGGCUUCUCGAUCGCGUCGAUAGCGGUGGUGAAGGACCUUGCAUCGUUGGGCGAACAAUCGAAUCUGGUGAAUGAUCAAAAGGAUAAGGCUAGGGAGUUUCUCGACGGCGUCGUGGUGCUCGAUUAUACGGUGCCGGCUUCUGUUCCGGCUAGCCUUUGAUUUAAGCUUUUUCUUCCAGUUUUUAUUUUGUAGUAACAAACAAUGGUUAUUGUUUUGUUUUGUAUUGUUCAUCUAAAUAAAUGGGAAGAAUGAUUUUAUGAUUGGAGUA